UAAUGUGGCUGCACGAUCCGUACGGCUUACGUGAUGACACGAGGGGCUACGGAGAGACACUGAGCUGUGCUCGCGAUGGUUACUACGCGGAGUUGAUUACGGCAGCUGACGUCACGGAGCAAGUGAUGAAAAUUCUGCGCGUGUUGGAGCGCCCUCUGGUAGGGCAGAGGGAACAGCGCCUUACCGUCUACAGUGAUGUCUACGCUAAUAUUGAGGACCCUAGAAGAGGAGAGUAUUAUUGGAAGCAGAAGGAAAAUGCCGAACAAGUGUACAGAUACAAACUUUUGCGUAAAAACAAAAAGAAGUUACUCAAUCAAUCUCAGUUAUACAAAGACUACCGACGACAGUUAAGUCUGGAUGAAUACGGUUAUUAUUACGAAGGCGAAGAUUUAAAUUAUCGUCUUCUAAUCACUGUCUCCGUACCAGUAUUCGACCACACUACAUUAGAAAAUAUCACAAUCAAACUAGACGAGGAAAAACAAAGAAACUCUACACGAACGUACCCUGUGAAUAGACUGCUCGGCGUGGCUGGUGUCGAUAUACCUAUUGACCAUUUAAAACUAUACGUACCAUAUUACCAGCUUGGACCUGCAGGAUCAUUUAUUCUCCUAGACCAUCGAGGCAGUAUUGUGAUACAUGAUAAUUUAAAGCCAGUGUUUGACGGUGAUAUAUUAAAACCAGGCUACCGUACUGUGGAUUUUUUAGACUUGGAACAAUCCGCAGCUGAUCAUUUACCAAGAGAAUAUCCUAAAGACUGGAUCGAGUUCAGAAAAACUCUUGUACUCGAUCAACAUGAGGGUAAUAAGACAAUGUACAGCAAAUAUAUUUACGAUGAAGGUAUGCGAGCGUUGUUAGAGACGCAACAGUACCAUUGGAAACGUAUUCUAGAACAUUAUACGGCAGUGGUGAUACUACCUAAUAAAGAAGGCAGGCAUGCGGUACCAAACACAAAGCGAUUCACGCAGCAACUAGCUAAGGAGGCGUACAAGACGUUGUCGGAGACGGAUUUCUGUACACAUCCUGAUUGGUUAUACUGUCAGCACGUGGAGCCACAAUUCGAUUCGCAAAAGGAUGAGAUCUUGUACUUCAUGAAGCGACGGAAAAAUGAUCCGAAUUUUCAAAUGCAGAAUCUCAGACAUAGCUUCUCGCCAAUACCACCAACAUUACAAGAAAAACCUUAUCAAUGUAACGAAGAACUAAUGGCGCGAAUAUCAGCGGAGGCGAUAGCAACAGCGCAAUGGUCGGAGAUAGAUGAGGACCAGGACUGCUCCACCUGCCAGCUCGGCUCCGUCAUCGCAUUCUUUGCCUGUGAGAGUGGUCUGACCCGAUGGCAAUACUACGAGGCGACGAGCCCGCACGCGGUGCCCCCGACGGGCGCGGCGUGGUCGCGGGGCGCCACCGAGCCCUGGUUCACGCGCGCAGCUGCGCAUGCGCCCGCGCUCAUCAUACACGCGCCUUUAGCGCCCAUUCGGCGUUUCCGCAACACUGGCAUUCCGCAACCACAAGUAAGUGAGCAUCAGAUGUGGCUGACGGCAGCACGCGUGCUCGACUACGGCAUCAAGGGCAUGCUCGGCGUCGCCGGCUUCCACUUCUAUCCCAGACAUCUCGACGACCUGCUCAAAACUGUCACUAAUAUACAUUGUCCUGAAGAAGACGAGAGUAAAUGCGAGCCUCGCUGCGACAACAAGGAUUGGUCGUGCGUACUUAUAGACGAGGAGGGUUGGAUCGUGUCUAAAGUGCGUGAGGAUUUGGACGAUGACAUAGAAACGGAACCAUUGAGAGAUCACCUCGCGAAUGUGCAUCCCGCGGCGAUGGCAGCGCUACUCAAUGCGAGCGUGUUUAAACUACACUGGAUACAUGACUACCAAGGCGUCUGUUUCCCACCGGAAAAUGAAAAAAUACGUGCCGCUGCACCUUCUUUACCGUCGAUCCUGCGUUCAUUGUGGCUUUCAAUUAAGACUAUCUUCCACAUUAGUAAUGACUUUGCCACAGUCCUUUUACUAAGCACUGGUAAGAGCGUGACAGCAGAAACAGAAGCAGAGAAGAUGAAAAGACACAGACGCGUGCAGAAAGAUUUCGAAAGAGAGAAAUACGAGCGAUUGUACGAUCGACGCGUGCUUGUCAAUAGAACACGGUUCGCGGCCUGCGAUCGUUCUAGACCUAUCUAUCAAUUGCAGCGUACAACAAAAGCAAUGGAAGCUUUGCGUCGUAGUGCGCACGCAUGUCGCUGGCCGUUAGCCGCCGCGCCCGUACCCGCAACUAAUUUGAUCCUGUUAGCCGUGUACAACGCCUGUCCAUACCCCGGAAGACCGCUCAACAACCCACUGACCAAUGAAAGGGUGGAGAUGGCGGACGGUCGCGCAGGUCUGGAGCCGUCAGCGAGCCGGCUUGCAUGCUGGCGUAACCGGGUACCUCUGCCAGGCCGCCCGCCUCACGUGCAAUGCUUCCCACACAACUACUCAUAUGAAGAGGGAUACCGACAAUGUGGUCCCUGGCUGCCAGAUCCAGAAAAUAAUGCGAGGAAUCAUUUCAUAUCAAAAAUUCUUAUUUUCUUAGCUUGUGUUAUUUCAUUGAUUUAAGUAAAUUGGUAAUUUAAAAGCA
This is a messenger RNA of Papilio xuthus (Asian swallowtail), 2601 nucleotides long. RefSeq names its product voltage-dependent calcium channel subunit alpha-2/delta-4-like. The record is from RefSeq and is a predicted model, not a curated record. NCBI's taxonomy places the organism in Eukaryota, Metazoa, Arthropoda, Insecta, Lepidoptera, Papilionidae. Gene Ontology annotation, cellular component: voltage-gated calcium channel complex. Gene Ontology annotation, molecular function: voltage-gated calcium channel activity. The transcript is spliced from 19 exons. Bases 3 to 2579 code for a protein of 858 amino acids.